AAAAAACUCAUCAAGAAAUACAGUAGGGAUCGUGUUGGACUGGAACAACAUUUGGAUCACGACAGUUGCCAUCGUGAAGUCUAGUACUGUAUUAACAAAAGUUAAUUUUCCAAUCUUGCAGUCAUGGUUCGUGCUUUCAUAAAGGGCGGCGUGUGGAAGAACUCGGAGGACGAGAUCCUGAAGGCUGCUGUGCAGAAGUACGGAAAGCAACAAUGGGCACGGGUCGCGUCCCUCCUGAAUCGGAAGACAGCCAAACAAUGCAAGGCGCGAUGGCACGAGUGGCUUGAUCCAUCCGUCCGCAAGGUAGAAUGGAGUCGCGAGGAGGAAGAAAAGCUAUUGCACCUUGCCAAACUGAUGCCAGCUCAAUGGAAGACUAUCGGACCACUCGUUGGGAGGACAGCUACGCAAUGCCAAGAGCACUAUGAAAAGCUGCUGGACGAAGCCGCGGCCGCGUCCGGAAAAGUCAGCGGGGAAGAUGAAACCGCCGGUGCAACUGCCGAUAUUCGUCAACAGCCCCUGCGGGUGGGCCAGAUCGACUCGCACCCCGAAACGAAACCAGCCCGACCAGACCCAAUCGACAUGGACGAGGACGAGAUCGAGAUGCUUCAGGAGGCAAGGGCGCGAUUGGCCAACACACAGGGUAAAAAGGCGAAGCGAAAGGCGAGAGAGAAAAUGCUGGCCCAGGCCAAACGAAUGGCCGACCUGCAAAAACGACGAGAACUCAAACAGGCAGGACUUAUUUCCGGCCAGGCCAAGAAGAAAGCCCGCAGACGGUUGAAAGGUGGUGACAUUGAUUUGGGCAUUGAGAUUCCCUUUCACAAGCAAGCUCCGGCAGGUUUUCACGACGUGUCGCAAGAGGUUGUCAGAUCAGAAGUACUGCGGGCGAAGCAAGCGAAAAGGGUUGACUUCCAAAAAUUGAACGAACAGCAGUAUCGAUCAAGAGACGAGGAACAACAAAAAGCCAAGAAACGAGAAGAAUCGCGGUUGCGGGCGCUUGAAAAGUCGAACAUGGACUAUGUGGUAGCACAAGUGAGCAAAACAAACGAUCCUUUGAAUAUAAGGAAACGGGGACCCCUCUCGCUACCAGCUCCUUCCUUGAGUGAUCGCGAGUUGCAGACUCUAGCAAAGAUGGAAGAAGCAGCGACAACGCCCGCUGCUAUCGCGUCCACCUCGAAAGGUGCAACAUCCACACUGCUGGCUGAUUAUUCUGAUCGGCCCCUCCCGACUCCGAUGCGAACACCUGCAGUGGCGUCUGGUGUCGCAAGCAGCGGCGAAUCCAAACAAAAGAGUAUCAUGCGAGAGGCCAGCAACUUGCGCAUGCUGGAGCGUGGGCAGACACCUCUUUUGGGCGGAGAGAAUCCUUUAUUGGAAGAACGACUCGGAGAGGCAGAUGACGGCACGGCCAUGGAUGGAAAGCCAAGGGCGAGACCAAUGACACCAGGCGGCCCGUCCUCCGCUGCGGCUGUUACCCGCGAUCACUUUGGUCUCAACCAGCGUCCGCAAUCCGAGUCGCGAGGAGGAUUCGCCGACGAUGGUGCCUCUGUCGGAGCAUCGACGUUUGCGACUUCUACAACGGCCGGGAUGUUGACCGCUGCAUCUUCCAUUCGAGAUUUGGCACGAGCCGAACGGCGAGCCGCUAAACGUGCACGCCGUGAGCUGGAGGAAGCCCUAGCGGCUCUUCCAGCCCCUCAGUUUGAGUAUGAAUUAGAGGCACCUACCACCAUUGGCGACGACGACCACGAGGGGAAGGUCGAAACAGUCAUGGAAGAAGAUAUGGCUGACGUGGAUGCUGAAGAGAAGCGUCGAUUGCAGGAAGAAGCUGAUAAACUCUAUGAAGCGCGAUCUAGUGUUGUAAAGCGGCGUGAUCUACCUCGUCCAGUAGGUGUACCCCCGGACAUCAAGAGUCUUAGUGAGACAGGAGUGAGCGAUCAAAGUGUAGCCGAAGCUCUGAUUGACGAAGAACGAUUGACUUUGUUGAAGCACGAUGCCUUUGCCUUUCCGGUGGAAACACCCCUGCCUUUCCUGGGUAGUGGUGAAAAAAAGGGGAAAAAGAAGAAGAAGAAGCAGGACAAGACGGAGUCUUUUGUUCUGGAAGCAACACAUUUGGAACCUAUAUCUGAAGCAGCGUUGGAUGCUGCCAAAGAACUCAUACAACUCGAGUAUGAUCGAGAUUUGAAUGAACGGUCGCAAUCACUCCUACCGAGCGGGAAUACCAUGGAUCAAGCAAUGCGAUUGGUUUUGGCAGAAAUGUCGAAUUCUGCCAAGGAAAAUCCGUCUUCCAGAGAUGUAUUCGUCUCGAAUAAAUGGAAAGAUUCCAGAGAAGACAAUGCCUUGUUGGCUGAAAGUUUGGCACAGGAGUUUGAGACCAUCGAAGAAGCUACAUCUGCCUUGCACAAGAGAAACGAGAAGCUCGAGUCGAAGCUGGCUCUUUUGACGGGUGGUUUCGCCAAGCGAGCUAAGAACACGUCUGCAGGAAUCUUAAAUCUGCAUCGUGACAUGCUAAAUGCCUGCAUUGAACUAGGAGUUUACAAAAAGUUGAGUGAGCAGGAAGAGUUAGGUGCUGUAUCAAGAAUUGAUCGUUUGCAAUUGAGCAUCUCAAAACUCAAGGAAGACGAGGAGCGCCUAAAAAGUCUUCAUAACUCGUUACUCGCUCACUAGCGUGUCAGCGAGUGAUGUGUACACGACUUUGUGUCCAUAGUUUGAGCUGCCAGUAAUCUCUAGAUAGCCAAACUACGGGAAAAGAAAUCAACCUAAAAACAUAUU
This is a messenger RNA of Pseudo-nitzschia multistriata, 2763 nucleotides long. Lineage: Eukaryota; Bacillariophyta; Bacillariophyceae; Bacillariales; Bacillariaceae. The record is from the annotation of a GenBank genome assembly.